GAUUUUGCUAUCGGUGAUAGAGCGUAGUACCAGCAUCUCGUUUACAGACUGAGUCAGAGCGGGAAGCCGACAAUGGUGAAAAUCACCGGCGUCGCAGAUAAUGUUGGGGAGGGGACGUUGAGGCCUGUUGGUGAGAUGUUGAGUCGAUUUGGAGAGAAGUACUGUGUUCCUUUGAAGUUCAACAUCGUGGCGAGUCCAAAACUCCGCAAUCUAUCUCGUGGAUUGCUCGGCUACGAACCGGAUGAGACACUCACCGUGAAUUUCGCAUUCAAGUUGUACCAAAUGUCUGACGAGAGCAUGUCGACUCAUAAUCCCAAAGACAAGCUUUUCCGGCGCGUGAAGGGACUGGCACCGCAGAUAGUCCCAUUGGUGGAGCAAGAAAUGAACACCAACACUGCGUCGUUCUUGACGCGGGUACGAGAAGCAACCACAUACUACGCAGCGCUGCUCGAAUCUAUCAACUCGACCGUGCCCAAGGAUCGCCCGAAGCGAGCGAAGGUGGAAGUGGUGAGUCUCAAAAUCGCGAACUCGGUUGCUUGUGAGGGUAGGGAGCGUGUUGAAAGAUGCAAGGUGUUUGGGAAGUGGAGGGUCCGCCUGGGCGUGGCUGGGUUCGAGUUGAAGCCACUGAGUCAAAACGUAGUGAGACAUGGCAAAAUCAAAUUGAUGACUGGUUUACUUAGGAGGUUGGAGAGGCAAAAUGUGACAUGGAGUGAAAUUAUUGCCAUGCUAUUAAUUGGGUGUGAUGUUUUUCCAAGUAAAUUUGUAAAAUUUAAAAGAGGUAAUUAGUAGAAAUUUUAAUAUGAUGGGUAUGCAUUUUCAUGGCUGAAGGACCAUUUGAGUUACGAAAAAAAAUAAAGUUUAAAGAUGAUUUGAGUGCUUUCUUAAGUAAAAGGAUGAAUUAAGU
Molecule: messenger RNA, 904 nt
Organism: Rubroshorea leprosula
Lineage: Eukaryota; Viridiplantae; Streptophyta; Magnoliopsida; Malvales; Dipterocarpaceae
Source: the annotation of a GenBank genome assembly